Molecule: messenger RNA, 454 nt
Organism: Centruroides sculpturatus (bark scorpion)
Lineage: Eukaryota; Metazoa; Arthropoda; Arachnida; Scorpiones; Buthidae
Gene: roh
Exons: 4
Coding region: 107-340 (77 amino acids)
Source: RefSeq, a predicted model, not a curated record
AGGGGAAAAUUAAUCUGGCAACGUUACUAGUGAACUAACGGCAUCCGGUAAUCGGCUUAGGAAGCACGAAGGUCGAGGAUAAGUUAAAUUAAAUUUUCGAUUUAAAAUGGCCCCUCCUCAAAGUAAACCAAUGAAGUAUCCUUAUACAUUUUCAGCAAAAUUGGCUCAAUUUCCUUACAUGUGGCAUCUAAAAAAUCAAUGGUGGAUGAGAUAUUUAUGUUAUGCCUUUGUAGCAAGUUAUCCUCUCUUUCUUUACAUCCAUAAGAAAGUAAAUUCUCCUGAGGCAGUAGCAGCUUGGGAAGAAAAACAAAGACAGAUUGCUGCUAGAGAACAUCAUUAACCAAGUAUUUAAAGUUAAUGAGAAUAUUGACAUAGAAUAAAUUGAAGAAAUAGGAUUUAAAAUGUUAGAUAAUGUAUAAAUCUUCCAAAUAAAGUUAAGAUGAUAUUUGGAUAA